Messenger RNA from Moneuplotes crassus, 2165 nucleotides. Lineage: Eukaryota; Ciliophora; Spirotrichea; Euplotida; Euplotidae. The record is from the annotation of a GenBank genome assembly.
CAACAAUGAUGGGGCCUAAUUCUCCUAAAGUCAUUACUAAAGUAUCAAAACUCAACCCUUUCUUUGAUUCCAAAGCUCACAACCAUCAGAGAUCUGCAAAGAAGGAAAGAUAUUUUUAAGAAAAAGAUGAACUUAAUUCGAUCGAUAAUAAAAACUCCUGAGAAGGAAAAGAAACUUACCAAGCUUCAUUAUACAAGGAAUAUGAAGAUUUUAAGUAACUCAAGGACUAGAGAUUCAACCUUUAAGAAUAAGGCAAAUGUACUGCCUCUAAAUAAUCUCAAGAUGAGAGUAAUGGACGGAGAGAGUCUAUUUCCUCAAGAGCAAGUUAACUGUGGAGUCCCCAAGAUUCAUUAUGCUACCUCUUUGAAGUCUGUGAGUCCUGGGAAAACUCCCGGCAAAGAGCUUAACGAAUUGCAUCAUAGAAGGAAUAAAGAAUUUAGUUUCUUUGAUACUCGAUUUCGAUUUAACCUUGCCAAGCUUGGAUCUAGAAAAUAUCGACAUACUCGAAUUGUUGAAGAAAAGGCACUUGGGCUUAUAAAGAGAAAUGUACAAAUAAACUCAGAAUUUUCACCCGACAAGAAUAGAAGUUGGAGAAGAAGACUUGAGAAGAGAUCUCAGCUUAAUUCACCAAAAAUAAUCAAAUCCAAAAGAAACUCUGAACUUACAGAUGAGACAGCUGGCUUAUCAUUUAGUCAAGCUGAGAUAAAGAAAGAUGUUACGAUUCAUGUAAAGGAUUAUCACUCAGAAGUUAAGAAAGAUUUUCAGGUUGAUAAACAAUUUCUUAUGGACAACAUGCUCUACUUUCAUAAAUAUUUUGAGAAGGAGAAGUGUAAAUAAUACACAGAAGAGACUAAUGAUACUAGACGAUUUAGAUAUCACUAUCCAGUGAUCUCCAACUAUCUUCAGGUGGAUCCUCGGGUAUCUUCGAAACAAGCAGACGCCUGUCUAUUUUAACCCAGAAGAGGUUAUACCAAUCUUGAUAUCAUCAGAUUCAUUGAUGAUUCCUAAAAUUACUAAAGAAGCAUUAGACUACAUAUGAAAUUAACCUUCAAAGAGUUGUUGACAAGACGAGCUGUAGCACAUACCUUCGGCCCCACUUGAUGAAGAAGAUCUCUAGACUGAUCCCUAUUAAGAAGCUUGAUAGUAUUCAGUACAGAAAGGGCACAGGGUUUAUCAACAAGAUCUAUAAAUACAAGUUGGAAACAUUACACUUGGGCUUGAAUUACUCGUACGCCAAGCUUACUGAUAGGAACUAUGAUUUUAACAGUAAAGACAAUAUUCUUAGAAGAUGCAAAUAUUGAGACAAAAUGUACACAGAUGUAGGCUUGGACCUCACCCCGUGCCAUAAUAGUCAUCAUUACAUAAAUGUUUAUGGGGAAUUGAUCCCUCCUCAUAAGCCACUCUCUAAAUGGGAUCUGAAUGACUUCGCAUCCAGAGUUAGAAAAUAAAGAAAGUGAUUGGAAGACCAUAUAUUACAGAGUCUGGGCAUUCUGAAUACUUCUCAGAUGCACCGAAUGAAACCAAGCAUUCAGGCUCUAUGAUUACGACCAGUGCAGAUACCAUCCACAAAAAUUUUGCUCUGACAGUGAUGUUAAUAAGGGAAUUUAUAAAUGAUGAGGCCUACAACAAGAUAAGUUUAGCAUCAUUAGGAGCACUCCGACUCAUGGAUGAUGAAUGAAGCAACACAAGGUUGAUCAGGCUCCGGAAGUUCAAAAUAUCCUGAAUAGAUUUGAAGCCAAUAAGACUCUAAUCUUUGCAGAUGUUGAUGCUAAGGAAAAUCGCAAGAAAAUUAUCAAUGAUUUUGGAAUUAAUCUUAACCAAAGUAAAAAUCCAUACAACAAUUCUACAGAGGAAUUUUCAACUAUUUAUUCUAAGACUGAUAAAUCAAUAGAGCCGACUCUGAGUGAUGUAUCGCAAGGAGAUCUUAAUAAAGAUGUUCCAAAGAUCAGUGACUUCGAAAAAUUGCCAUUUUCAGCAGUUAAUAAAAGGAAUCUAAAAAGACCGACUCGAAAAUCUGUUAGCAAGAGAUAUGCAAGACUCCAAAACUUAAGGGAGCAAGACAGCAUGAAAAUGCUCGAUCUCUGAUCACAGAUACGGUCUUUUAGAUCAUCAGAAAGAUUCUAGGUUCCCUAUAUUUUAUUUUCAAUUUAUUAAAAUUUGUAAGG